GCCCUUGAUUGAAAAGACUCAAUAUGAAGAGUGAAUCCACGUGUAUUCCUGGGGAUAUGCACACAUCUCCCACCGCCCAAUCCCAUUGCCAUUCCCGACCCCAGCAGACACCAACUCACAGUCACACUCAUCAUCAUCAUCACUCAAACCAACCAUCCACAAACAACAUCAAACAAACAACAACAACAACAGCAACAUUUGUUGAAUGCAAUUAAUUCAUUCAUAGUAACCCACCAAUGGCCAUGUCUUGCUAUGUUUCUCCUCAUCUUCAAAUUCAACACCUAAGUCAACAUCAUCAUCAACACCGUAUCAAUAAUCUUCUUGUACAACAACAACAUCAACAACACAAAUUUCCCACUUCUCAAAAUCUCAUUUUUCCAACACAAUACAACCACUGUCGUCUUUUUGCUUUUCCUCUACGCCGACCCAAUUUCACUCUCAAUGCUCUUCAUUCCGAUCCACCGAACCCGGAAGAGGUUGGAACAAAUCAAGCUUACCAAGAAUGGGAUUCACUUACAUCAAAAUUCUCUGGAGCAGCCAAUCUUCCUUUCUUGUUACUCCAAAUGCCACAGAUUUUACUUAAUGCUAGAAAUCUUAUCGCAGGAAAUAAUACUGCUCUCUUUGCUAUUCCAUGGCUGGGAAUGCUUACUAGUUUGCUUGGAAACCUGUCACUACUUUCAUACUUUGCCAAGAAGAGAGAAAAGGAAGCAAUGGUAGUGCAGACACUCGGUGUAAUUUCAACAUAUGUGGUCAUUGUUCAGUUGGCAUUAGCGGAGUCCAUGCCUUUGCCUUACUUUUUAGCAACUUCAGCAGUUGUAGUGUCUGGUCUUUUUCUGAAUUUCAUGAAUUACUUUGGUUUACUAAAUGCUGGAAUCUGGCGCUUUUGGGAAGAUUUCAUUACAAUUGGGGGUUUAUCGGUGCUUCCUCAAAUAAUGUGGUCUACAUUUGUUCCCUAUCUGCCUAACAGCAUCUUGCCUGGAGCAAUUUCCUUUGUGAUAGCUGUCUUGGCUGUUACCAUGGCAAGAACCGGAAAACUUUCUGAGAAAGGUGUCAAAUUUGUUGGCGGAAUAUCUGGAUGGACAGCUACAUUACUCUUCAUGUGGAUGCCAGUUUCUCAGAUGUGGACAAAUUUUCUCAAUCCUGAGAACAUGAAAGGCUUGUCUGCUUUUUCUAUGUUGCUUGCCAUGCUUGGAAAUGGACUCAUGCUUCCACGUGCUCUAUUCAUUCGUGAUUUCAUGUGGUUCACCGGUUCAACAUGGGCUACCAUAUUCUAUGGAUAUGGGAAUCUUGCAUGCCUAUUCCUUUUGAACAUUAUCAGCAAGGAGUUCUUCUUGGCAGCAACUGUUGGUUUGGUUUCAUGGAUAGGAACGGCUUUCUGGAGAGACAGUGUAGUGCGUGGUUACAGUUCACCUUUGGCUUCUUUACGUGACUUGAUUUUUGGAUCUUAAAUUUAAAGUUUGUGAUGCUGCAAUAUAAAGUUUAGUCACCUGGUCCUCUAUUGAAGUAGCCAAUGCUUGAUCCAGUGUAUUGCAUCUACAGUAAAUGAGGUAGUUUCAAUUAUCUGUAUAGUACGGUGAAUAAUAAUUAACGCCGGUUUUCUAUCAUCUUUGGAUUGACUCAUUAAGAUAAAGUAUGUUGUAAUUAAUUAGCGUUUUUCAAUGAUCCCAUAUAUGUGAUAUAGGACUAUAUUUGACUUAGAGGAUACGACACAAUUUGUAAUGUUAAAAGUGAAAUUUAUCCCUUUCAAUUGUUCA
Trifolium pratense (red clover) is the source of this 1754-nucleotide messenger RNA. RefSeq names its product maltose excess protein 1-like, chloroplastic. NCBI's taxonomy places the organism in Eukaryota, Viridiplantae, Streptophyta, Magnoliopsida, Fabales, Fabaceae. The transcript has 8 exons. Gene Ontology annotation, cellular component: chloroplast envelope. The coding region runs from base 237 to 1448 and encodes 403 amino acids. The record is from RefSeq and is a predicted model, not a curated record. Gene Ontology annotation, molecular function: maltose transmembrane transporter activity.